This is a messenger RNA of Colletotrichum godetiae, 1922 nucleotides long. RefSeq lists its product as uncharacterized. Bases 1 to 1689 code for a protein of 562 amino acids. NCBI's taxonomy places the organism in Eukaryota, Fungi, Ascomycota, Sordariomycetes, Glomerellales, Glomerellaceae. The transcript has 5 exons. The record is from RefSeq and is a predicted model, not a curated record.
AUGACUUAUCAUCCUCCUACCAUGCACCCACACGGCCUUUCCGAAGUCUCAACGUUGAUACAAACAACAGGAACAGGCCUUGCAGUAGUUACGUUCCAAAAAGUCACAAUGACGGCCACCACGCUUUUUACGAUAUCGUACAACGCGUAUGGCCAAUAUCCACGGAACCAUCUGUCUGCCACUGCGUAUGGCACAGCGGCGCUGGAUCGUCACCGGAACAGGCUGUGGGAGUGCAGGGACCGGCUCUUCACCAGCAAAGGUCUCGAGAAGGGACACUAUCUUCCGUUCCGGGACAUAUCCGCAUCUGGUUCAGUGAAGAAGAGCAACAUUCACAGCGACGAACAACUCCGAGAUUUCCUCUGCACCGAUGCAUCGAAUACUACAGCCACCAAUGAUACGGUAGUAGUCCAGCCCAGCUUCAAGGGAGACGAGGCCUGUCGAUUUGUCUUUUUGUGCGCCGAGAGUGCAAUAGGACCCUUGGAGCUAAGUGCAAUGAUGCUGUUCCAGCUGCUGAGCUUCUAUCAGGUCAUGUUACACUUUCUGGACUUUCUCUACGUAUAUGCAUCUCCCCAUGGCGAUGACAAAGAACUGCAUUUCAGUGGUUUCAGAACACAGAAAACUCUAACGAACCCACAACCGGCAACGAUCUUGCCUGAGCUUGGCCGGAGUGGCAGGCAAUAUCAACUGUGUUACAACAUCAAGACCGCCGUAGACAAAGGAAUCGAUGGUUGGAAAACUCGGCAAGCGGCUAUCCACCACCAAUUCGACAUUGGCCAAAGCACACAACUAUGGAUCAUCGGAGACCCUCAUUCGUCCAUCAAAAGAGUUGUUGGUGAGCUCUAUCAUGAAAAUCACGUUUAUCCAACCAGCUUCAGUACUUUUCAACAAAGCUUCAAGUCAUCUAUGGAUGUACACUUAUCUCUUGCAUCUUGGGCUACAUCAGAAUGGAGGUGGAACAUUCGAUUCCUCGAAGAGAGGGCUGAAACACUGACCCUCAAAGCCACGCUUGUCAAAGAAAGGGCUCACAUCGAGACAUUAGAUCCCGGCUCUCUCAGUACGGUUCAGAGAUGGGAAGAGAAGACCACUGACACCGUUAUGUCUAUGGAAUCGAACGUCAAUGUUCUGAAGCUUCUUCAGAGAUACUACAGAGAUCUACUCAAGGAUAGCGAUUUCCCCCAGAGAGAGCGACGUGCGUGCCAACAGGGAGUCAAGGACUUCUGUUUUCAACUAGAAGAACUCAUCUGUGAAAUGCAAAUGCAAAUCGCCAGGGCACAGGUAUUGGUGAAAGUUCUAGCUGAGCGGAAGACGGUUCUCAUUCAGAAUCUGCAAGCCCAAAGUGCUAUUAUUUCAUCAAGACUUGCAGCUAGUAUGUAUGACCAAGCCGAUCGCAGUGCGAUAGAAGCUAUUGCUGUUCGCAUAGUCACAAUCGUGACCGUGGUUUAUCUGCCUGCAACCUUCUCAAGUACCUUCUUCAGCACAGAUGUUGUCAAGUAUCAGGGCGGUGAGGUCUUCUCAAAAGUUGCGCUUGAUCGCUUUCUAGAAGUCACACUUCCACUGAUGCUCCUCACCUUCGUCCCCGCUGGAAUCUGGUUCUGGCUCGAGAGACGGAAAAGAAGUAAGACUUCUCACCGGGCUAAGGAAGCGUUGGUCGAUUUAUUUUCUGAAGAGACGGAUCUCGACGGAAGAUGAAAAUCUCGUUAGCUAGACCUAUUGAUCUUUUUGCUUUUGUUAAUCGCUAUCGUAAGUUUGAUUUUCUACAGUUUGGCAUAUUAGUGCGAACACUUUACUGCCCAAAGUAUCUGUCUUUCCUUUUCUUUCUGGGUCCGGAGUUAUUGUUCAAUAGAAAGACAAAUAGCAGCAAUGCGUGCGAUUAACCGAUUUCCAUGACCUUCUACCUAAAUAACAUAAGGGAUAAACUAUCG